Messenger RNA from Pocillopora meandrina, 13273 nucleotides. Lineage: Eukaryota; Metazoa; Cnidaria; Anthozoa; Scleractinia; Pocilloporidae. The record is from the annotation of a GenBank genome assembly.
AUGACACUACUUUUUCCAGAAUUCCAAACUGGAGUUGCACUUGCUUCAGAUGAAGAUAAGGAUAAAACAAACAACAUUGUUGCGAUGGCUAUGGAGUUUGAAGCCAAGCACAGAGAAUGUGUCCGUGUUUUAACCUACACAUAUAAUGGUCAUGUCAAGGUUAAGUUGUAUGUGCUUUCUGGAAAGACUGGCAUACCUGAAGCAUUAAAAGCUGCUGCUCAAGAUUAUUUUAAGGAGAUGAAUGUGAAACUCGAAUGGUUAGAUCUCUACAGGGAUGCAGAUGAAAUUCUCAAGAUUAGACCUCUUGAGUAUCCAUCUGGUAAGCGAAAGGCGUUGAAUGACUCUCAGGUGGAUGACAUUAACAAAGUUAUUUCUGAAAAUCUCCAUGUUCUUGUCAGGCAUCGUAACAUCACUGCUGUGCAACCCUCACUUAAAAUCAAAGAUUCUAAGCAGACGGAAACCCCUUGUAUCACAUUGUAUGUUCUAUCUAAAGGUGUCAUCCCAGAUCGUGAAGGUCCCUUCCCACUCAAACUUGGUUCUUACCUAGUGGAUGUUGUGGACGGAAUGUGGUUCAGAACUGAUGAUCCUUGGCUGCCAAAUGAAGCACAGGAACAAAAUGAUGUACUUUGUUUGGGAGCAAGUAUUGGUGUACAAGGAGAGGAUGCAGCCGGGACCUUAGGCGCCAUCGUGAAAGGUGGUGAAACCUUUUAUGCACUGUCCUGCGAUCAUGUUAUGAGACAUAGUACAGAGCUAGAGAUAAUUCAUCCUGCACAGAAUGAUCAUUUGAAUUAUCUAAAUUACCAUUUACAACAGUAUGGAAUGCGGAUUAAGCACAUCAUUGACAAGGAAAGUUGCCACAUACUGGCAAACCAGUUCUCAUUUGGCCAUAUUGCGGGGCUGGAAGAAUUGUCAAAUAAAUUUCAAGAGCUAAGAGGGAUCAAAGAAACCCACCUACACCAUGCAAGGGCGACAAAGAGGAAAUUAGAGGCUGUAAAGCUGCAUGAAGAAGCUUUUGAGAGAGGUUUGACACCACCCAGGGUCAUAGCAAAAUACUCUGUUGGCAUCUCCAAAAAUGUGCCUUGGAAUGAUGGUCAACAAUACUACGUUGAUGCUGCCCUGGCUGAGUUGACUCCAGAGGAAGUUGAUAGUUUAAGACAGAGUCAAACGGCUGAAAUGAUUGAAACAGGAGAUCACCUAAGUGGGGAAUUUAGUUCAAUACGAAAAGCCAGGGGGGAACUGUGCAAGAGCGGCCGAACCACAGGAUUCACUAGGUCUGGUUGUCAUGUGGAACCAUCUAUUUUUCUCCGUGCAAACUUUGGCAGAGUGAAUGACCAAAAUGACUCUUUGUUCAGUAUUCGUAAAAAUGUCAGACUGUGUCAAAGUUGUGGGGAAAGAUCUGGAAUUGGAGCGCAAUUGGAGUCUACUGCCGCUCCUUGUGACUCUUGUGAAAUAGACACACCCACUCUACGUGACAGUCUUUGGUUCAAGAACUGCUUAUGCAUAGACAAUGAGUCUCAUGUUGGUGAGGCAAAAGUUUUUGCCACUGAAGGAGAUUCUGGAGCAGUACUCUUUGAAAGAAAUAAAGAUGGAAAUCUUCAAGCUUUUGGCAUUAUUUUUGCCGAGCUUCGAUGUUCAUAUAAACUAAUGACUUUAGCCACACCAGUGCAAAUUGCUCUUGAACGCUUAUCCAGAAAGAUUUCCAAGAAUACCAACUUAACACUGCUUUCAAACUAUGAGUGACUACGGAUGCAAAUUGAAACUUUAAUUGAUGUAGAUAUGCUUAUUGUUGAUCAAGGUUUGCACUCAUGGAUGUUUUUUUUUUCAGUGGGAGAGGGGAGGUUAUACCUUUCAAAUGCUAAUGACAAAUGCCGUCCCCACAGCUGUUUAUAUAUAUAUAUAUAUAUAUAUAUAUAUAUAUAUAUUAUGAGAGGAAAAAAGGACGCAACUACAUUUCCCGACAAGCCUGUUUCGUGAAUCGCUUCACUCUUCAGGGGUUUAAUGAAAGAAUAUUCAUGUGACUAUCGUUUAUAUACUAGGAAAAUUUACAUAAUACGCGGUAAACCUAAAAACUUUAAAGCUCAGCUGUUGCGUAGCAACGCUUUGUUUCUGUGUCGGCAUGAAGAUACGAGUUCGUUACGCUUAUUUAGUGAUGAGAGGUCGGGUCGGUAAAUUAUCAGGAAUUUUUCUUUUAGGCAGAGGUUGCAUCUUUUACUGGAGCUGUUGUAGGGAGAGUUAGAUGAUAAGACGCGCCAUGAAAUAGAAUAGUCAAUGUUGUCGUUCUUGAGUGUCCAGAUGUGUUUGCUAAGUUCGGUAGAGUUUUUGUGCUUGGCGUGGCGGAAUGAUGCGGUGUGAUUUCUGUGUCUUGUUUUGAAGUCGGUUUCUGUGAGUCCAAUGUAUGUUUCAGAGGUGUUGUUGUUCCGUCACACGGGUUUAUUCGGGUUUUCCUUCUAGUAAGUAGAAAAAAAUGUAUAAAAGCCACAGUAGUUUUUGGAAUAGGUUUUGCUUGUUACUCGCUUUCAUUGUACACCUGCACGUCGGUACUUUUGUUGACCAUUAUUAGUGAAAUUUUAGGUAAAAAUACGUGUUAAUGGUCUUUCUGGAAAAAUUGUUUCUCAUGGUAGUUAGCAGCUGAGUUUAUACUCGUAAUUUUUAAUUUCUAACAUGCAAUAGUUUCCCACACCAACCCUGCUUAGAUAAGCAGAAAUUUUUAAUUGCUUUUCCACUUUUAUUUCCUAAGCUGCUCCAUAUCAGAACUGUGAAAUCUUACCCUAAGUUUCCUAUUUUAGUGGCCUACAGUUUAUUGUAUUCGUCCUUUUAAUUUUGAAAUUCUUUUCGUCGUACAAAUAGAUGGAAUAUUUAAGUAGCUUUCGUUUAACUUCAGAGACAUUUUCCGCUUCUUCGUGUCCUUAUUCAAAUAUUGUAAUUUGUGUAACAAUAGCACCUCACACCAGUUAGUUCUUGAGCAAGUACCUUGAACAGCAUUUACGAUUACAAGUUAGCUUUGACUCUGGCAUGAUGUAUGUUAGAGUGCUCUAUGAAUAAAAGUCCACUGUGGAACCAAAUUGCUGCCUUAUCCCUGACGUCCGUAAAAGCUCAUUUGAAGUAGGUCACCGUGUACCAGGAAAUCGUGACGAGUUUCCGUUCUCGUGAGCCGAGUGUCUCUACCGUGCUAUUUUCCCGCUCGUCAUUGUACGUUUCCCGCGAAGUCCAGUUUAGUGCGCGAAAACCUAUCGUCACAUCUCGGAAGAGGAAAACGCUAUGUUGAACGAUAAUCGUCAUUUUACUUGGUUGACAGGUUACGUGGUUUUUUUGUGAAAGUACAUUUCAGUUUUCGAGAAAUGAUUUUUUUCCUUCGACCGCUCAAAUAUGCAAAUUUUCACCAUGAAUAUUACCCGAGUUGUGUGACCUCAUGUAGUGAAUUUACUUGACCUCCGGUAUUUCUGUCAACAUAAUCAUUUGUUUUAUCAUCUAAACUUAGUCCCCUGUCAUUAUUGAAGCUGGCAAAGAAAUAUUUAUUUUUUAGUGAAUAUUUUUGUCCGACAUACUUUUCUAUGUCGGAAAUUAGCACCAAAACAAAGAAAGUUUUAACAAUGACCGAUGUGACAGAAUCUACUGAGCUUCUAGCUUUUAAAAGACAAAAGGAUGGUUAUAAAAUUACUGUGAAAAAUUUCCUGUGUAUUUGUGUUGUUCUAUCGUGAGACGAACUCAAAGUCCGGCAAAAUUUACUUGCUAGCGACUAUGAAAUAUACAUGGUGUGCCUACUUGUCGCCACCGUUUACUGGCAUAAAUCACUACAAUUUGUAAAAAAUCUAACAUAACACGCUUACCUUGUUUAUUUAUGAUUUUAUUAGCUGUUUCGAUGAUCAAGUUAUGCUCUACCACAUUUUAGCCAGAUUUAAGUGGCAGUUUAUAAAUCUUCUCCACAUUAUUAUAUUAGUUGCAUGAAAAGCGUGACACAUAAAUUCAAAGAUGAAUCAACCUCCGAAUUACCAAGAGAUGGUUUUUUUUCCCUCUUUGUAUAUCAAUAAAAACCUUCCAAGAAUUACUGUAUUCAGAAAACUAAAAAAUGUCCAGAUCCAUAAAUGAUUCUUAAUUGAUCUGUAUGUAAGCGUCUCAUCUUACAUGCUGACAUGGAGAUUUGCUGUUCACUUAAAUCGUUCGCUGGUGGGACUUUUGGGUAUAGUUAUCGAGAAGACCGACGUUGCAUAUCUCAGGUCGUUCCUUUGCGUAAUUGUAAAAAAGACAUUUCAAGUUACUUGCGGAGAUCCAGAAACUGAAGUUGAUCUUAUUUUGUCGCGUACCGGCAUCUUCAAGACGCCAAAAGAUAUCGAUGAUUUUAAAAUUUGCCCCACUUGUAGAUCAAAUCUCGGUUGCGGGGUUGGGUGGAGUCGUGGUUCCAUUAGUAGAUGUAAAGUGCCUAGAGAAGUGUACGGUCAUGGUAAAGGUAGGGUUAUAAUACGCAAGACGUCUGGAAAAUUCAUAUAACCUGGCUUUAUACCACCUUAUGCAAAAUUGCGCGUCCCGUCAGACUUAGUUCUCGAUUGGGAAUUGUUCAAUAGGCUACCAAAGAUCCAGACAGAGGCGGAGUUUUCUACACUAAUGUCUGAACACUUUGUAGGCUUCCCGCCGUCUGGCGGGACGUGUAAUUAUGCACACAGUGGUAAAGGGCCCUUCCGCACUUACUAUUAGACGCUGAUAAAACUUUUUUCUCUUCCCUGAAAAUCACAUCAAAAUUUGUCCUUGCUAAAUUUCAAGUGUGCUACACGUAUCAGCACCCCCCGGGGAGCCCCUAUACAUAAGAGGACGGGGAUGCGCGCCAGGAAUUUCGAAAAUGUACCCGAGUCUCAUCCGUGUGGGAGUGGCAACAACUGAUAUCUACCCCUAAAAAGCACCAAUUUAAACACAAAAUAUUGGAAAAUCCCAAAAAUAAAGACUCCUUUAGCGAUGUGCUCCAGAGGCUCAAGCCAGAUGAUGAAAAUCGUUCUAGUAAUGCUUAUUUCAGGUAUUUUAUUGAGCGAAAAACACCCUAAAAGGUACUAGCUAGGUCUCUGGUAGUCCACUAAAGAGACACCGCAAAAGGUACUAGAUCGCUGAUUUUGACCUCUGACAGGUACGACAAGCACCCUCACCCAUUUCCGAUCGCCGACCAGGUAUGACUGAAAAUGGCACCUCGCUUUGAUAAGAAUCAUUUUGUUGUUGCUUCUUACUUCCUGAAAUUAUCACUUGAGAUUCGCUCGGUAAUAUAAAACAAAAAACAAAACAAAAAAACGCGAGUAAUACCUAUAUAUCCAAAUUCUUUCAUCACAUAAAAAGUUACAGGACCUGAUAGCAUCUUAGGGACGGACCAUUAGAUUUGUGAUUGGAAGGGGGGAGGGUGUUGGGCAAUAACCCCCCAAAAAAUGAACCACAGUGAACCACAGUGAGAACUGCUGGUUCUACCAGUAAUUGUGUUAUCCAAUAAAGUCAUUAUCAUUAUUAUUAUUAUUAUUAUUAUUAUUAUUAUUAUUAUUAUUAUUAUUAUAAAUCGAGCACAGCCUUAAUGGAAGAAAAAACAUCGUGCAAUUGGAAAAAGUCCCCCCAACUACAAAAAUCUAAUGGUCCUUCCCUAAGGUACCUUUUACAUAAUUCCAAAAUAGGUUUCGUUCCGGUGUCCUAUAGCGGAUUUGGACCCCCUUCCGCAGAUUUGGACCCCCCAACAGAACUUAGUGAAAACAUCAUCCUUAACGUUCUUGUAGAAAUAGCUAAAACUUUUCGUUUCAGUGCGUACUAAAGUAUCUUUUUGACUCGAAAUAUGCAUAUCGCCGAUGCAUACGAACUGGCAGCUAGAAAUGACCCGUCGGAUGUUUCUUUUGACCGAGGGAAAAUGUGCAAGCAUUUAUUUCAAUGUUCGGAUAAAGGUCGUUUUUGAACCUUUUCCGCGAUUGUCGAACACCGCUAGAUUCAGUAAGAGACAAACUUACGACACUAAUUUAUUUUGUUAUUGUAAAAUGCCCAAGUGCUGAGACAACAUGGUACAGUGCGAGUUCGUUAUUUCAGGUCCCUCAACAGUUGAUAAUCGUUAAAAUUAGAAAAUAAGAUUGAGUUCGAUGAAAUAGUCUCAACUUUUGUUAAGACGUAGACAUUAAUGUUGAUUUGCAUUUGAGAAUAAGCUGAGAGUUCCAAUAGCUCAGAUCAGAAACAUUUUUUCUUAUCAUAGGCUUUACGAACGACUUGUAGUAGGAGUUGUUGCUUCGUUCUUGUUCAAAAACUGUUAAUGUUAUUCAAUUAGAAAAUCAGACUGAGUUAUCUUUGUGACUGGACGCAAUAGUCACCACUAUUGUUAUGACGUUUCGUAUCAAUGUUGAUUCGCAUCAGAAGAAGCAAAGAUUUAUUGUUACCAUUUGUUCGAAUGCAUUAGUUUGUUCGCAUCGAAUUCUUGUGUAUACUGUACGACUCGCUAUAAUAAAUGCGGCAGGAUUAGAACGAAAUGGAUGUUUUUCUUUUCCUUUAUUGAGGAAUGUUGUGUUGUAAUGGAAAAGAACAUCGACAAAAAGCUCGCAAAUAGAGUUAGUUUCCAAAUAUGAUACAAACGAUGCUUAAAAGGAAAGUUUGGUAGGAGGGUCCAAAUCUGCGAAGGGAAGUCCAUAUCUGCUAGCGGAUUUGGACCGGGGGUCACAAAAUUCACAAGAAUUUUUUUACAGUAACUUCAUAACCAUCCUUUUGUCUUUUAAAAGCUAGAAGCUCAGUAGAUUCUGUCAUAUCAGCCAUUGUCAAAACUGUCUUUGUUUUGGUGCUACUUUUCGACAUAGAAAAAGUAUGUCGGACAAAAAUAUUCACCAAAAAAUAAACAUUUCUUUGCCAGCUUCAAUAGUGACAAGGGAUUAAGUUUAGAUGAUAAAAAAACAAACAUGUUGACAGAAAUACCGGAGGUCAAGUAAAUUCGUUACAUAGGUAAUAGUCGCGGUGAAAAUUUGCAUAUUUGAGCGGUCGAACGAAAAAAAUCAUUUCUCGAAAACUAAAAUAUAUUUUCACAAAAAAACUACACCAUAAUUAUCAGGACAUAUUGGGCUACAAAAAUUUUAAGUAGGAGUGAAAGCAAAUUUUGGGUGACUUUCCGCUGUUUGUCUGAUGCAUGCAUGUUGAUAUUAGCUCUUGAUAUCUGUUUCAUUAUGUAUUUGAUAUUAAUCGUGGGUUUUCUACCACCAUUGAUAAUUGUUUACCUUUUCAAAGACUAUUAUUUGUGGUUAUCAUUAUGUCAUACUUUUUGGUUAAGUUGAAGAUUAUCUUAUCAAGGGGGUAUUUUCUGUAGUAUUUUAAUUUUUUUACUAUUUUAUGUUUAUUAUCAUGGAAGCUACAAAAUUCUUGUAUUGGAUCAUAACCAUCUAUUUGUUCACAAUUAAUGCAAACAAUCUCAUGAUCUCUGUUUCCCUGGCAAUGUUCAUCACAACAUUCUAUGUUUUUAACAGAUUGUUCUUUUAUUUGCUUACAACAAAAAGGGCAUACUAUAUCAUCCAAUUCAUCAUGUUUUAUUUUAUUACAAUACAUUACUAUAUAAUAUCAUGUAAAUAUUUCUUUAUGCAUUAUUCUUGGCCUCUUUAAGUCCUCUCUUAUAUUGUCUAAUACCUGUUUCGCUUCUGUCUGUAAAAAUAUCUUAUAUUACCUUGGUCAUCAUAAUAAAAUGCAUUAUUUUCCAAUUUCCUAUCGUCAAUAAAACUACUAUGAUAACUCUCACCACUAUCUGAGUAAUCUUCUUGACUAUCACACACAUAAUCAUCAUCUUGGCUGCUAUGAUAACUAGUAUCAUCUGAGUAUUUUUCUUGAAAAUCCAUGUAUACUAUUACAUUAGAUAAAAAGAACUUCCUAACCCACAAAAUACCUACAUGAACAUAAAAAAGUAGAGUUACCACUACAGGUGCUGUGGACGUUCAUCAUUUGUCCUGAAUAUCAUUAUUUUUUGCCUAUGAUGGCUCUUAAUAAAUGCAUGAAUUUUUGGCUUUACAGCACCUGUAAUAUCAAAAUGUGAAGGUUAACUAGAUGUAUAUCUGCCUGUAAUUGGGCUUCACUUUUUCAAUGAAACUUGAUUGCUUUGUUUUAAUAUAGAUUAUUUCCAUUGCCUAAUGUUAAUGACAAAACUGUGACAACAGUGUGUCACUUCAUAUACAGCUAUGAAAGUGUUUUAUAUCUAUGCAACAAGAUUGAAUGGUCAUCUGGGAAUUUGCACUUUUAAUAGUUUCCAAAAAAUCUACAACACUUUUUCUUGUUUGUAAAGCUAGGACUUGAAGUAAAUGCUUUUCCACCUGUUAAUCAUUUUACAUCGAUUUUCUUUUGAUGUCGCAUAGUUUGAGUUUAGAAUUUUUUUUCAAAAAAUUAAUGUAGCUUUUAAAUUACUCUGUUUCCACAUCUUUACUUAAGAAGUAUAAAAAGGAAUGAAAAGACGUUUCCUUGUUACUUUCAGUUAUUUAUAUCCAGGGAUAGUUUGAGCCUCUGGCUUGGACACCUUAGGUAACCUAGUCCCAUGAAUGGACAAUGAAACGUAUUGUAUUGUAUUGUAUUGUAUGAUUACCCACCCUGGUGAAGUUAUAAUCUUGCACUUUAUAUUUGAAACUCUUGUAUUUUAACCUUUGUUUAUUACCAGCAGAAUGAAUCAGACCAAUAGAUACAAUUUGAUCUGACUUCCAUAACAAUAGGAAAAGUAAUUUUAACUAAUACUUAAAUUUUAAACUGGAUCUGACUCCAGCAUAAUAUUAGAAAAACAAAAUAAGAUCUUAUGUGUUAAUACCUGAAACAAGUGUUUUCAUCAAGAGAUAUUACAUCUGCAAACAUCUUCAUAAACACAAUGUAUUAACCCUUUAACUCCCAAGAUCUCAUCGGUAAUUCUCCUUAUUGUCUGCCAUAUAGUUCUUGUGAUGUUAGUUUGGAGAAUUUGAUAUUGGAUCAACUAAGAAUCCCCUAAUAUUGAUAUUAUAUUGAUAUUGUAAGGAGAAAUUCUGUUUUGGUCACUCAUGGGAGUUAAAGGGUUAAAAAGUAAAGUGUCAAUGUUAUACUGAUGUGACAGCAAAGACCUUAAGAAAAGUAAUUGCUGGGCCAAGGUGUUGUAAUUGAUAGAUAUCAAAUCUGCACACAUCUAAUUUGUAAACACAACUUAUCAAAAUCUUAUAUAUCUGAAACAAAUAGUGUCAGUGUCAUAUGUGACUGCAAAGUUCUCAAGAAACAGAAAUUUCUGUGCCUAGGUGUUGUCAUCCAUAGAUGUUACAACUGCACACAUCUACUUUGUAAAUUUAUACAACAGUGCCAGUGCAACUUUCACUAUAUUCCAGUUCAUAGUCAGUAUCAAGCUCAUUUACGAUUGUAGGUAAUUCUGUCUGUAUUAAAUAGGACUGUCUGGCUAAUUGAGACAAACUUGAAUACCACUGAUUUCCAAUAUUCAUUAUUAGAAUGAGGUCAUUUGCUGAAAUGAUUCCUUGUUUGGUGUUAUAAAUCAAGCAGUACAAACUCAUUGCAACACAUUGUUGUCCACCAUUUUUUCCAAAAAACCAAUUCAUUACCUUGGCUAUAUGGUGCUGGUACUGUUUUGCUGAGAUCAACAUACAGUGGGCGAGCGCCAGGGUUCUAUAAUAUAACUAUGGUUUUGCUACAUGGGCUUGACUCUUGUAAAGAAACAUAACUUUGUUACAACAAAACAGUGAGCAAUACAGUCUACUUCAAGAUUUUAAAUUUAUUAAACUUUUACGUAUUUUCUCAAAGGAUUUAAGCUUACGAUUCCUAACCUUAAUAUAACAAUGCAUUUCGAAGAUUUAGUGUACUCGAACAAAUACAUUAGAAAACAAAUUCUCUAACCUUUGUGCUCUUGUUCCUGAGACAUUGUAGAGUUCGUGCUGGAAUACUAUUUGGUUUACCAUCACGUCUUAAAAUAGGAUGACGCUUCUGAAGAUGCUUUUUAUAAAGGUUAAGAUUUGAUAGCUCAUUUUGUAUAACAUGAUUCCCGAUAGGUUAACUAAAAUGUUCGCUCGUAAAUUGAUCUUUCGUACGGCAUGCGGACCGAUCCGUUCCAAAUAUACUCAACUUCUUUUCGUGUGGGUCUACGGCGAACGGCGUGUUCGUUUCUGUGUAAUUUCAGCUCCUUUGAAGUCAUGGAAUCCUUCCUAUGACCUUUCAAACAACAACUUCUCCUUACUAUGUUCUCAGUUGCCCUAUUCUACGCAUGCGCCGAAGUGCUCAUUCUUUGAACAAUAAGGUCUUGAAACGACAAUUUGUUGCCCUGUCAUUUCUUCCCUUAUGUUAUCUAUUUGAGGGGCUUUCCCCUGAUUCGUUGUGAGCCCAAACGAAUUUGCCUGCUUGACGACACUCAAAAUACACAGAUCGUAGUUCGAUGUAGUUCGAAGGAAAAAAUUCUAAAGGUAAGACGCUUCAUUCUACAUUUUCUCUGCAUUAGCUAAUCUCCAACUCUUCAUUGAAAUUUUUACUGAAGAUCUGUUGAAGUCAUGAUAGCUUUUGUGACUGAGAAAUCUAUCGAAUGAGUGCAAUUUAAGUCACAGGCGGCUCAAGCUUACGUCUCUAAAAGAAGUCAACAAUUAAUUCAUGACAGCGUCACGCGUUGUAUGACUAAGUGCAAGUUAGGAACCGUUGAAAAUUUGAACACGUUAUAGGGAAUAAUUUGGGGAACGAAAUAUGGUCGAUUCAAAACUAUAAAUAUUUCGAAAUAUGAACAUUUCACACUUUAAAUCAGUCAUCAUCAAAGUAAACGGUCAGAUAACAAGCAAUACGCUGUGGAAGUAAGGUGAGGCAUUUCUUUUGAGAAUUUGACGUAUUUCUUUAUUCCUUGGAGCGGUCGUAAAUAUUCCCAAACAAAUUAUUAUAAUUCCGCCAUGACUGUUAUUGCGCAAGAUGAUCAUGUCACAACUGGAGCUUGGGCUGCCUGUGACUAGACACGGCCGCGAAGGAGACUUGGGUACGAGGUCAAUUUUCUCUCUACCGCGAGUGGUACGAUCGAUUAAUGUUCAAUACUUACCCUAUCCCCAAAGAGACACCUCACCUUAAUCUAUUGUCCUGAUCAACCAAUCAGACAGCGAGGUUAAACUAAAACAGAUAACCAAUGGACAAAACCAGCGGGGUUUGUUUUGUGAUCAUUAAAGCUUGGAUUAUUUUUUUGAAAAUUUGCCAUUCUUUCCAUUUUUUUAUGAUUUGCUUUGCGGUCAAUUUCAACGCAUCUCUUCCCCUCCGAUAGCAUUUUAGCAACAAUUUUCUGUUCUGUUUAUUGCUCUUCCGCAGCUGUUUGAUGGUACUUGAUACUUUUGGAUUGAGCUGAAAGUCUUUUAUCAUGUGGUUUUGAUUGAUUUCCAAUUAUUUUUAAUUAUAAUAUGAAUGACUCAAAUAAAUGGUCUUGAUUUGUAUUUUGUUUAUGAAUCAUUUGUUUCCUGCCUACAUCUACAGAACAGCAACAACUGUUACUACUGUGUCUUUUUUCAUCCUCAUGGGUGAAUAAGUUAUGUUAACUGGGAUAAGUUCCACAAAUGUGGAAAACUUGACCUGUUCUGAGACACUGUCUAACCUUUAAAUGAUAUUACUUUUUCCAGAAUUCCAAACUGGAGUUGUGCUUGCCUCAGAUAAAGAUUUUGCAGGAAGCCUUCUCUCACCCUUGGCUGCUGAGCAUAACACAAACAACAUUGUUGUUAUGGCUAUGGAGUUUGAAGCCAAGCACAGAGAAUGUGUCCGUGUUCUAACAUAUACAAAUAAUGACCAUGUCAAGGUUAAGUUGUAUGUGUUUUCUGGAAAGUCUGGUAUACCUGAAACAUUAAAAGCUGCUGCUCAAGAUUUCUUUAAGGAGAUGGAUGUGAAACUUGAGUGGUUUGAUCUUUACAGGGAUGCAGAUGAAAUUCUGAAGAUAAGAUCUCUUGAGUAUUCAUUUGGUAUGCAGCAGGCAUUGAAUGACUCUCAAGUGAAUGAAAUGAACAAAAUUAUAUCUGAAAAUCUCCAUGUUCUUGUCAGGCAUCGUAACAUCACUGCUGUGCAACCCUCACUUAAAAUCACAAAUUCUAUGCAGAUGGGAACCCCUUGUAUCACAUUGUAUGUUCUAUGUAAAGGUGUUAUCCCAGAUGGUGAAUGUCCCUUCCCACUCAAACUUGGUUCUUACCCAGUGGAUGUUGUGGACGGAAUAUGGUUCAGAACUUAUGAUCCUUGGCUGCCAAAUAAAUCACAGGAACAAGAUGAGGUACUUUGUUUGGGAGCAAGUAUUGGUGUCCAAGGACAGGAUGCAGCUGGGACCUUAGGUGCCAUUGUGAAAGAUGAUGAAACCUUCUAUGUACUGUCUUGUGAUCAUGUUAUGAAACAUGGUACAAAGUCAGAGAUAAUUCAUCCCGCACUGAAAGAUCAUUUGAAUUAUCUAAAUUACCAUUUACAACAGUAUGGAUUGUGGAUUAGGCACAUCAUUGACAAGGAAAGUUGCCACAUACUGGCAAAUCAGUUCUCAUUUGGCCAUAUUCCAGGGUUGAAAGAAUUGUUUAAUAAAUUUCAAGAGCUAAAAGGGAUUAAAGAAAACCACCAACACCAUGCUAGGGUGACAAAGAGGAAAUUAGAGGCUGUAGAGAUGCAUGAAAGAGCUUUUGAGAAAGGUUUGACACCACCCAGAGUCAUAGCCAGAUACUCUGUUGGUAUCUCUGGUAAUGUGACCUGGAAUGAUGGUCAGUAUUACUACAUUGAUGCUGCCUUGGCUGAGUUGACUCCAGAAGAAGUUGAUAGUUUAAGACAGAGUCAAACAGCUGAAAUGAUUGGAACAGGAGAUCACCUAAGUGGGGAAUGCAGUUCAAGACUAAAAGCCAGGGGGGAACUGUGCAAGAGUGGCCGAACCACAGGAUUCACAAAGUCUGGUCAUCAUGUGCAACCAUCAAUGUUUCUCAGUGCUUCCGUAUAUGAAGUGAAUGCCCAAAAUGAGGGUUUGGUCAGUGUGUUGAAACGUGUCAGACUCUGUCAAAGUUGUAAGGAAAAAUCUGGAAUUGGAGAGCAAUUGGUGUCUACUGCCACUGCUUGUGACUCUUGUAAAAAAGACACAGCCACUUUAUGUAAAAGUCUUUGGUUAAAGAACUGCUUAUGUAUAGAUCAUCCAUUUGGUCAUGGUUAUGCAAAAGUGUUUGCAACUGAAGGAGAUUCUGGAGCAGUACUCUUUGAAAGAGAUGAAGCUAGAAAUCUUGAAGCUUUUGGCAUUAUCUUUGGCGAGCAUCGAAAUUCAUAUAAACUUUGUGCUUUAGCCACACCAAUGCAAAUUGCUCUUGAAAGCUUAUCCAGAAAGAUCUCCAAGGAC